AGGAGGCGAGCCGCGUCCGCGCCGGCUGCCGCCGGGUCCCAGCCGCUGCCGCUGCCUCUGCCGCGCCGCGCCGCGCCGUCCUCCCUGCGCGCGGGCAGGGCGCGGAGCCGCUGCCGCGCGGCCGCCGCCUCGUCCCUCCGGGGCACCAUGGAGCUCUCUCCGUCGUCCGGAGGAGCCGCGGAGGCGCUAUCCUGGCCGGAGAUGUUCCCGGGGCUCGAGUCCGACUCGCCGCUGCCCCCGGAGGAUCUGGACGCGGUGGUCCCAGUCAGCGGGGCUGUGGCCGGUGGCAUGUUGGAUCGGAUCCUCCUGGAGUCGGUGUGCCAGCAGCAGAGCUGGGUUCGCGUGUACGAUGUGAAAGGACCACCUACUCAUCGUCUGUCUUGUGGUCAGUCACCCUACACUGAGACAACAACAUGGGAGAGGAAGUACUGCAUCCUCACAGACAGCCAGUUGGUGUUGCUCAACAAGGAGAAGGAGAUACCUGUGGAAGGACAGGAGCAACAGGCAGAUUCAACCAAAGGGCGAUGCCUGAGGAGAACUGUCAGCGUUCCUUCAGAGGGUCAGUUUCCUGAAUACCCACCAGAGGGCACCACUAAACUGGAGGUGCCAGCAGAAAGGUCCCCCCGUAGGCGGAGUAUCUCAGGGACCAGUACAUCAGAGAAACCCAAUUCCAUGGACACUGCAAAUACCUCACCCUUCAAAGUACCAGGAUUCUUCAGCAAGCGCCUAAAAGGCUCCAUCAAGAGGACCAAAAGCCAGUCAAAACUUGACAGAAACACAAGUUUUCGGCUCCCUUCUCUGCGUAAUACAGAUGACAGGUCUCGAGGUCUGCCUAAACUGAAAGAGUCACGUUCUCAUGAAUCCUUGCUGAGCCCCUGCAGCGCAGUAGAAUGUCUGGAUCUUGGUCGAGGGGAGCCCGUAGCAGUAAAACCACUCCAUAGCAGCAUCCUUGGGCAAGACUUCUGCUUUGAGGUCACCUACUUAAGUGGAAGUAAAUGCUUCAGUUGUAACUCUGCUUCAGAGAGAGAUAAGUGGAUGGAAAACCUUCGUAGGACAGUUCAACCAAAUAAGGAUAACUGCAGACGAGCUGAAAAUGUUCUCCGUUUAUGGAUCAUUGAAGCCAAGGACCUUGCCCCUAAAAAGAAAUAUUUCUGUGAACUGUGCCUUGAUGAUACCCUCUUUGCUCGUACAACCAGCAAGACCAAAGCAGACAAUAUUUUCUGGGGAGAACACUUUGAAUUCUACAGCCUUCCACCUCUUCAUAGCAUCACAGUUCACAUUUAUAAGGAUGUGGAAAAAAAGAAAAAAAAGGACAAGAAUAAUUAUGUAGGGCUAGUCAACAUUCCCACUGCCAGCGUGACUGGUCGCCAAUUUGUAGAAAAGUGGUAUCCAGUGAGUACACCUACACCCAACAAAGGAAAGACUGGAGGACCUUCUAUUCGGAUUAAGUCACGUUUCCAAACUAUCACCAUUCUGCCUAUGGAGCAAUACAAAGAAUUUGCAGAAUUUGUCACCAGCAACUAUACCAUGCUGUGUUCUGUCCUAGAACCAGUGAUUAGUGUGAGAAAUAAGGAGGAGUUGGCUUGUGCCUUAGUGCACAUUCUUCAAAGUACUGGCAGAGCCAAGGAUUUCCUGACCGACCUGGUGAUGUCUGAGGUGGAUCGCUGUGGAGAGCAUGAUGUCUUGAUCUUCAGAGAGAACACCAUUGCCACCAAGUCCAUUGAGGAAUACCUCAAGUUGGUGGGACAACAGUAUCUUCAUGAUGCACUGGGGGAGUUCAUCAAAGCUUUGUAUGAAUCAGAUGAAAAUUGUGAAGUGGAUCCCAGCAAAUGUUCAUCUAGUGAACUGAUAGACCAUCAGAGCAACCUAAAAAUGUGUUGUGAACUGGCUUUCUGCAAGAUCAUCAACUCGUACUGUGUUUUCCCUCGUGAAUUGAAAGAAGUGUUUGCAUCAUGGAAACAGCAGUGCCUGAACCGCGGCAAGCAAGAUAUCAGUGAGCGGCUCAUUAGUGCCUCAUUGUUUCUCCGUUUUCUUUGCCCAGCCAUUAUGUCACCUAGUCUCUUCAACCUUAUGCAAGAGUAUCCUGAUGAUCGUACAUCUCGGACUCUAACUCUUAUUGCCAAGGUCAUUCAGAACCUGGCCAACUUUGCCAAGUUUGGUAACAAAGAGGAAUACAUGGCAUUCAUGAAUGAUUUUUUAGAACAUGAAUGGGGCGGAAUGAAGCGCUUUCUCUUGGAGAUCUCUAAUCCAGACACCAUCUCAAACACCCCAGGCUUUGAUGGUUACAUUGAUCUGGGCCGAGAGCUUUCAGUUUUGCAUUCCUUACUGUGGGAAGUAGUUUCCCAACUUGAUAAGGGUGAAAAUUCCUUCCUACAGGCGACCGUGGCAAAACUGGGUCCUCUCCCUCGUGUUCUUGCUGAUAUUACCAAGUCUCUGACUAAUCCUACGCCAAUACAACAGCAGCUGAGACGCUUCACUGAACAUAACUCCAGUCCAAACGUCAGUGGAAGCCUCUCCUCUGGGCUGCAGAAAAUAUUUGAAGACCCUACUGACAGUGAUUUGCACAAACUAAAAUCUCCAAGCCAGGACAACACAGACAGCUAUUUCAGAGGCAAAACAUUACUGCUUGUUCAGCAGGCCUCCUCCCAGAGUAUGACUUAUUCUGAAAAGGAUGAAAAGGAAAGCAGCCUUCCUAAUGGUCGGAGCAUCUCCCUCAUGGACCUCCAGGACACGCAUGCUGCUCAGGUGGAGCAUGCAUCUGUCAUGCUUGAUGUGCCUAUGCGCCUGACAGGAAGCCAGCUUUCCAUAACUCAGGUGGCCAGCAUCAAACAACUGCGGGAAACUCAGAGCACUCCCCAGAGUGCCCCCCAAGUAAGAAGGCCCCUACACCCAGCCUUGAACCAACCAGGAAGUCUCCAGCCCUUGUCAUUCCAGAACCCUGUUUAUCACCUUAAUAACCCAAUUCCAGCAAUGCCAAAGGCCUCUGUAGAUUCCAGUUUGGAGAACCUAAGCACUGCCAGUUCUAGAAGCCAAAGUAACAGUGAAGACUUCAAACUCAGUGGACCCAGCAAUAGCAGCAUGGAAGAUUUCACCAAACGUAGCACUCAGAGUGAAGACUUCUCCCGGCGGCACACUAUGCCAGACAGACACAUACCUCUUGCUCUGCCACGACAAAAUAGUACUGGGCAGGCCCAAAUCCGAAAAAUGGACCAGGCUGGGUUAGGCGCCCGAGCCAAAGCCCCCGCAUCCCUUCCACACAGUGCAUCCUUACGUAGUACUGGGAGCAUGUCAGUGGCAUCUGCAGCCCUGGUGGCUGAACCUGUGCAGAAUGGGAGCCGGUCCCGGCAGCAGUCCUCUUCCUCCAGAGAGAGCCCUGUUCCCAAAGUGAGAGCAAUCCAGAGACAACAGACACAGCAGGUUCAGUCCCCUGUGGACUCAGCCACCAUGUCUCCAGUAGAGAGGACAGCGGCAUGGGUUCUGAACAAUGGACAGUAUGAAGAAGAUGUUGAAGAAACUGAGCAAAAUCAAGAUGAAGCCAAGCAUGCUGAGAAGUAUGAACAAGAAAUUAGUAAACUGAAGGAGCGCCUGAGAGUGUCUAGCCGGCGACUGGAGGAGUAUGAACGCCGAUUGCUGGUGCAGGAGCAGCAGAUGCAGAAGUUACUGCUCGAAUACAAGGCCAGACUGGAGGACAGCGAGGAGCGGCUUCGCAGGCAACAAGAAGAGAAAGACAGCCAGAUGAAAAGCAUCAUCAGCAGGCUAAUGGCUGUGGAAGAGGAAUUGAAGAAGGACCAUGCUGAGAUGCAAGCAGUUAUUGAUGCAAAGCAGAAAAUUAUUGAUGCACAGGUCAUAAAUGGAAAUGAGAUUAUUCAAACAGGAAAAACGGAUCGUGUCCCUGGAUUCAGCCAACACCAGACUGAUGAGCGCACUGACCCAGGUGAAGGAGCGGUACAGCAUGCAGGUCCGCAAUGGCAUCUCCCCCACCAACCCCACGAAGCUUUCCAUCACGGAGAAUGGUGAAUUCAAAAACAGCAGCUGCUGAUGGACUUUGUGAAUGCAGACUGUGGAAGGAGACAGAAGGAAAUUUACCAGCUCUCCUGUCCCCAGUGCUUUACCCAGCCCCUCCGGGUUUACAGAAUGUUGCUACUUCAAAAUGGCAAUGUGGUGAGAAACUCAUAAAUGAAGAAAGGAACCUUGUCUUUCAGGGCAUAAUGCGAAGACUUCCAAGGUCAAUACUUCCCCUCCAUGUCUCUGUGUACAUAGGGAACUUAGUUCUGGGCCAUGUACAGAAAAUAGCACUGUAAUAUACCAAAAGGAAAUUAAUAAUGUAGAUUACCUUUUUAAUUAUUACUAUUUUUAUUAUUGUUUUCCUCUUGUUGAAAGCACUGCAGUUGUUAGAGGAGGAAAAGUAGGAACUGUGUGUGUAAAAAAUGAGCCUGUGGGUUCAGUAGGUAGAGCCCAAGUGUCCGUCUGAUAGAAGCACAUAGAGUGCAAUAGGACUUCGUCAGAAUGAGUUUUUUCAGGGAUUCAUCUGCCAGUUUAAAAACCCCACUCUGGUCCCUCACCUUUUAGGAAAACGUGCAAAUACCAAGAUCCAUACAAAACAGUAAUUUAUGCCACUAAGCAACCAAGAUGGUUCUGUUGGGCAGUUAAUCUGAUUUGGGGUUUGCUGUUUCAGAGGAUGCAGAUAAAAGCAGCUGCGUCACAACUGGACUUCAGGAGUGAUUUCUGUUGAACUCCUGUCAAUGUUUAUUUCCUCUGUCUACAACAGAUGGACAUUUUCUGUUUUAGAUAUGGGGCUUUUUAAUUUUUUCUCCUAUUGUAAUAAAGGGUGUUCUUUUUCCUCUUUA
Messenger RNA from Sciurus carolinensis (gray squirrel), 4847 nucleotides. RefSeq names its product RAS protein activator like 2 (gene Rasal2). The transcript has 19 exons. The record is from RefSeq and is a predicted model, not a curated record. The coding region runs from base 148 to 4017 and encodes 1289 amino acids. Lineage: Eukaryota; Metazoa; Chordata; Mammalia; Rodentia; Sciuridae. Gene Ontology annotation, biological process: regulation of GTPase activity.